Molecule: messenger RNA, 266 nt
Organism: Neurospora tetrasperma FGSC 2508
Lineage: Eukaryota; Fungi; Ascomycota; Sordariomycetes; Sordariales; Sordariaceae
Exons: 1
Coding region: 21-206 (61 amino acids)
Source: RefSeq, a predicted model, not a curated record
ACGCUUGGCAACGCUUGGCCAUGGCUUCAUGGCUGCCUAACCGGGAGAAAAUGUGGGCUAUUUUUGAGACAGAGAUGGUUUAUAGGUUGCAGCAACCUGGAAUAUGGAACGUCACUGUAUUUUACGGACACAGUCAUUGUUGUGACUGUUGCCAGGAGUUCAGGCUUCGAUAUCGCGGUGCGGCCGAAACAUGGAGUCAAGAAUGAUAGCAACGACAAUACUUUUCUUAUGUCCACGCCAUAUGCUGGCUGACCGCUCGUUUGCAG